AUGACCAAGUCAACAGUGUUUGAUCGUAAACGACACUUCAACAGUGAAGAACCAAUGGACGCGUGUGCGAAGCGGCCCUGUGCUUCGUUCGAGUCGCCCUUCCGGCCGGCCAGUUCUGGGAUGAAUGGGCAGGAGUUUAUGACAGUAAACUCCCCGCCGCUCCCCGAAAUUGUGCUCACCUUCUCGGAGAACCCGCACUUCCACGGGAAUCCGAAUUUGCCGCCCCAGGAUGAGAGCCACCUCCACGUCGAUCUUGGCGAUGCUGAAGGAGCCGAGAUUUGGGCUGAUAAUCCGAAUUUAUGCGACCGUGACUACAUCUUCCCCGACAACUACGACCUGCUCCAAGAAAUGGACGUCGACGGCUACACCGAGCAGGGCGACCAGAGCUGGAUCCACGAGGCCACCAAGGAGCUCAGCCUCAAAAUCAACCCCGAUUUGCUGGAUGUUUAUUGCAGCGAUUUG
Molecule: messenger RNA, 462 nt
Organism: Mesorhabditis spiculigera
Lineage: Eukaryota; Metazoa; Nematoda; Chromadorea; Rhabditida; Rhabditidae
Source: the annotation of a GenBank genome assembly